GGUCCAGGAGUAUUUUAAAAAGACUGAGCGGGGUUGAGGUCUGUUUGGAGGUUUGUUCAGGACAGCGGGAUCUGGACUCAGAGGGGAAACAGAACUGAACCCAGGAUGAGAUCUGUGGCGCUGCUAGUUUUGGCCUUCACGUCAGUGGUGGCAGUAGGACAGAGAAGUCAGUUCACACGCUACCGACAAUGGAACCCCCGGAUGUAUCCGGUUUGGCAGGACGGAGACCCAAGGUUCAGAAACUGUUGGUUUGGUGGUGAGGUGACCUUUGACCUUAAGAAUGAUGCGCCCACUCUGACAGGAGCCAGAUCAACGUUCACCAUCAACCUUAAUUUCCCACCAAACCAGACGGCGCUGCCCGACGGCGAGGUGGUGUGGGCACAAAACUGCACCGUCAACGGACGUCAGUACCAGGAGGGUCAGGCUGUGUACCCAGACCAGACCUCUGAGUGGACCGGAGUUUUCCCUGACGGCACGCCGUUCACCAGGACCCAGAACAGGAAGCCCCGCUACGUGUUUGUGUGGAAAACAUGGGGCCGGUACUGGCAGGUUGCAGACGGGCCGUCCUCCUCUCUCUCCAUCGGAACAGAAAAUGUCCCACUGGGCUCCUACAACAUGGAGGUCGUCAUCUAUCACUGCCGAGGAAGAGACAAGUUCGUCCCCCUCGGCUACGCCUCCACGGUCUUCACCAUCACAGAUCAGGUUCCGUUCCAGAUUUCACUUUCUCAAGUCAACGAUGUCAACCAGAACGACCAGAACUUCAUCCAGAACCAAGCCAUUGCCUUCGCCGUCACACUCCACGAUCCCAGCCAGUACCUGAACAGCGCAGACAUCAGCUUCAGCUGGGACUUCGGUGACAACAGUGGGACGCUCAUCUCUAGAGAGCGCACCGUCACACACACCUACCUCUCAGUGGGAACCUUCAAACCUCAGGUGGUCCUGAUGGCGAGCAUUCCCAACUCCUGUCAGAACCCUACAGCUGUUGCACCUGUUGAUGCCUCUGCGGCUCCAGCUGUGGUUGUCGUGGCCUCCACCCCUGCAGCUGCAUCACCUGAGGAAGAGGAGGGGAUCGCUCUGGAUGUUCCUGCCUCCGAUGCCACACCAGUCGCUGCUUCGGUGCAGCCCCCUGAGGAGGAACCCGUUGCCAUCAACACAGACACAGAGGCUGUAGAGGUUGCCUCAGUGGCUCCUGCAGGAGUGGAUGCAGCUGUUGUCCCAGCAGAGCAAGAUCCUGCCGACACAGCUGGAGAAGCAGCUGCUGCUGAAGAGACCGACGCUGCUGCGGCUGAAGAACCAGAGGCUGUUGAAACAGCUGCUGAAGAUGUGGCAGAUGCUGAAAACGUGCCUGUGGUUGAUGCUGCUGCCUCAGCUGCUCCUGCUGCAGAGGGUGAAGAAGCUGCAACUGAGGGGCUUGACGAUGCCGUCGUUGCCCCUGAGGCAGACGUAGCCGAAGAGCCGGAAGCUAAUGAUGCUUCUGUAGAAUCUGCCGAGGCUACGUCUGUCGUCACUGAGGUGGUCCAAGCUGAAACUGAAGCACCUGCAGGUGACGUUGUUGCUCUCGCUGCCACUGAGACGCCAGGAGAGGCAGCUCAAGCUGAUACCGAGACCGAAAACGCUACUGAAGCCGCCACAAGUGAAGACGACGCUGCUCCAGUUGAGGGUGAGGUUCAGGCUGAAGCAGAAGCAGCUCCAUCUCAGGCUGCCCUGGUUGUGGUCAAAAGACAGGCGCCGGAGCUCACGGCCGACUGCACCAUCUACCGCUACGGCUCCCUCGCUACAUCGGUGGAUGUUGUUCAGGGUAUUGAAAGUGUGGAGAUUGUUCAGGUGGCCAAUGUCGUGUCAGUGGCGACUGCGUUGGAUCAGAACGCAGUGGAUGUCACCAUCUCCUGUCAGGGAAGUCUGCCAAGUGAAGUGUGCACUGUCAUCUCUGAUGCCGACUGUGUCACACCGGUACAAACCAUCUGCAACGCAGCCUCGCCCUCUCCAGACUGUCAGAUGAUCCUUCGUCAGUUCUUCAACGAGACCGGAGUCUUCUGCCUCAACGUCUCACUGACCAAUGACGUCAGUCUGGCCAUGGCGAGCGCUAGAGUCAAUGUAGCAGUGGCCUCUGGUGGUUCACCAGCUGGAACUGCUGCGACUGUGCUGGGUGUUAUGGUCCUCGCUUGCGUUGUUUGUUGUUUGGGUUUGAUGUAUAGGCGGUUUAAGCAGUACCAGCCUCUGAGGGACGAGCACGCUGCCGAGGACGAGGGACGAUUCUUUGUAACGUCGGUGCCUUUGCUGCUGUGGAACCUGCUGAGUCGACAUUCACCAGGAGAAAGCCGUCCGCUUCUUCAGGGAAGAAUUGUUUAAAAAUAAGUAGUAAAAAUGUAAAACGUCUGCUAACAUAUCAACUUUAUAUAUAGAUGUAUGUAGUGGUUUCAUCACCGAGGGUCUUCACACCAUGUUCUACAUAUGGACAAAUCAGGAAUUGUUUCUGUAACACUAUAAAAUAAAUUGUCCUAUUAUAAUUGGUACAAAUAAUAGCAACCAUGAUAUAUGUUUGUGGCCUGUUUACACUAAACUUAAAGGUAUUUCAAUUUACCUUCCUUCAGGAUGAAGUUUCACAGAAAUAUAUUAGGUGUGUGACUUUGAAAUGAAUAAAUGGGCCUUUGUCUCCAUCA
This is a messenger RNA of Nematolebias whitei (Rio pearlfish), 2660 nucleotides long. RefSeq names its product premelanosome protein a (gene pmela). The record is from RefSeq and is a predicted model, not a curated record. Gene Ontology annotation, biological process: melanosome organization. Gene Ontology annotation, cellular component: melanosome. NCBI's taxonomy places the organism in Eukaryota, Metazoa, Chordata, Actinopteri, Cyprinodontiformes, Rivulidae. The transcript is spliced from 12 exons. The coding region runs from base 106 to 2349 and encodes 747 amino acids.